AUGAAUGACGUCCAGGAGGCCACCUCCCCUGCAACCAGCCUCAGCGGACCGGCUACCUGUGUCUCCAAAGUGGAGCUGCGUGUGUCUUGCAAAGCUCUGCUGGAUCGAGACACGCUGAAUAAAUCAGACCCAUGUGUCAUAGUUAUGGUGCAGACCAACGGACAGUGGACAGAGGUUCACGCUGAGGAAAUUUCUGGCAACAACGGAUAUGUGGAGCUCUUCUUCUGUGCCAAGAAGCUUGAUGAUAAGGAUCUCUUCAGUAAGUCAGACCCAUUUUUGGAAAUAUAUAGAAUCAACGACGAUGAGACCGAACAGCUUGUGCACAGAACUGAGGUGAUUAAAAACAACCUGAACCCUGUGUGGGAGCCUUUCAAAGUGUCGCUCAUAUCCCUGUGCAGCUGUGAUGAGGACCGAAAGCUCAAGUGCCUAGUGUGGGAUUAUGACUCCAGGGGGAAGCAUGACUUCAUUGGCGAGUUCUACGCCACCUUCAGGGAAAUGCAGAAAAUCUCCAGUGGAAAUAAGGUGACGUGGGAUUGUGUGAAUCCCAAGUACAAACAGAAGAAGAGAAACUAUAAAAAUUCAGGAGUUGUCAUCCUCAAUGACGUUAAGCUCCACAGAGUGUAUUCCUUCUUAGAUUACAUCAUGGGAGGUUGCCAGAUUCACUUUACGGUUGCCAUUGACUUCACAGCUUCCAACGGAGACCCCAGGAACAGCUGCUCAUUGCACUACAUCAACCCGUACCAGCCCAACGAGUACCUGAAGGCUCUGAUAGCAGUGGGCGAGAUCUGUCAAGACUACGACAGUGACAAAAGAUUUUCAGCUUUGGGGUUUGGUGCCAGAAUCCCUCCAAAUUAUGAGGUGUCGCAUGACUUUGCCAUUAAUUUCAACCCUGAGGAUGAUGAGUGUGAAGAGAUCCAGGGGGUGGUUGAGGCCUACCAGAACUGUCUCCCCAAGAUCCAGCUGUAUGGCCCAACCAAUGUUUCUCCCAUCAUUAACAGGAUAGCCAAGCUGGCAGCAGGCGACGGCAACAUUAAAGAUGCCUCUCGUUACCACAUCCUGCUGAUCCUCACGGACGGUGUAGUGACAGAUAUGGCAGACACGCGUGAAGCCAUUGUGAGAGCCUCCUACCAGCCUCUCUCCAUAAUCAUCGUCGGUGUGGGCAAUGCAGACUUCACAGACAUGCAGAUUUUGGAUGGCGAUGAUGGAGUCCUGCGCUCACCAAAGGGAGAGCCAGUCCUCCGGGACAUUGUGCAGUUUGUGCCCUUCAGAGACUUCAAAACGGCUUCUCCUGCAGCCCUGGCCAAAUGUGUUCUGGCAGAGGUCCCCAAACAAGUGGUGGAGUACUACAGCCAUAAGGCCAUCUCCCCCAUGUGCCCGAUAAGGGACUUACCCACGCCAAUCCUCAGCCCAGUCGCCACCACCCCGACAGAAUAACCACGCCUCCUGGGACCCAGCUUUGACCGCAGCACCAGUCUGGCAACCGGAGAGGGAGAGAAGGCACAUGCCUCGCUACUACGAGAACUGAAGAGAAAAAUCUUUCUAGAUGUGGUGUUGCUCAUUUAUUUCGCGUUUCACUCCUAACAAAGUGUUUGUAUGAGAACAGUGCGGCAGCAGCAGUGACUGUGGGUUUUGUUUCUCUGCUCCGUGUGGAUCCUGCACUUCUCCCUUGCUGUGCAUUUUGACCAUCCAAGCUGUUUCAGGAUCAUAAAUCCUUAAUUAUGUUUUGCUUUUCCCUAGUUUUUAUGCAUGCAAGCCAAUCCCUCAGUGCCGAUCCAUGCACUGGAUGCAGGCCUAUUAUUCCUUACUGCUCAUGAAAUUCUGCACCUCAACUAUGUAUAUUAUGUUACUUUUCUCUUAUCUUCAGACAAUUUUAGAGAUGUACUGUACAGUAUAUUGCAGAAGUGAAUCACAGGAAGUAUAAAGAAGUGUUGCCUUUCUAACUUUGGACAUUGACUUUCCAAAAUGCAUCUGGCUGCAGGAUUGGCCUUAUUUUGGAUUACAGACACUAUUUCCAAACAUGCACAGAUCAUAAUUUCAAAUUUUAGCAUGUCACCAUUUGACACUGGAGCAGAGUGAAUGCAAAUUCAAAACUGCUUAGAUUUAUUUUAAAAUGGCAGUAGAGAACCGCAGAUAUGGAACUAUGGAAAUAUCAUUCAGCUCUGAUGCGUCCACCACCUCAGACCUGUUCAUCUUGUGCAUCUGUGACACUGUGCGUGUGAUAAUUACGUUAACAAUGCGUUUUUCAUACGCCUUUUAGGUACGUCUAACAAUUGACAGCCAGAGGACACAGUCAGGUCAUCAGCGUGCAGGAUGAAGUGGAAGAUGUGUUUGGGUCACUGUGCAGUGACAAAAAGUUUUCAGCAGCUGUUUUCAAUGAGGUUAGCUGAAUAAGAUCUAUUUAUGGUCUUUUGUCGAGUGGUGAUGGUGAAAGUCCUUUGUCCAUUAUUGUCCUCAUCCCUCUGCCAGUCAUCUUGCACAUAGCACUCUGCAUUAUAUUCUGCCCUUUCUACUGCUUUGUACAUGUAAUAUAAUUCAUACUCAGUAUUUUACAAGUAAUUUGACUGGUGAGCAGUCAACUUAAAUCACAUGAAAGCACAAAACCCACCACAGUGAGAGCUUUCACACAUGAUUUAUAGUGCAUUUACAUUAGAAGAGUAACGAGUAACAUUAUUUCCAAAUUACAUAAACAAAGUAUAAACAUUUUCUUGUCAUUGCACAUGUGCAUCACCAGAACAAACUGUUCUGUGAAUCUCUUAUUUUACAGCGAGCCUGAAGGACCACUGUUUACUGGAAAGUCUGCAUCUGUUUUUUUCUGCUGUUCUAUUAAGCUUUAAAAUGUUCCUCAUACUUAAAAGCUAUAACCUUCACUCCUACUUACCUCGUCAGAUUGUCUUCACAGUGUUCAGAGUGUAGCCUGUAAUGAGUCAGAAUGUGGCCUCUGUUAAUGCUACACAGAGAGAAACAGAAGCUCUCACUGAAACCAGAAAAUACCUACAUGACAACUAGCAUCUAUAUGAUCUGAGAAGAUGUGAUGUAUUCAAGUCACAUGUAAUUACAUCGUCACGACAGACAAAAGACUUGGAUAGAUGAAAUGUGUUCUCUGUUUUCAAAAGCCACCCUCCUGGCAUUUAAACCAUUUUAUCACUUAUGAAAGAGCCCAAUCCCGAAAACAUGCAUUAUUGACUGCAUGUACAAACUGGAAGGGCACUUGUUGAGCCAAUACCUCUGCCAAGGCUUAUUGGCCAAAAUUGUGCCCUAUCGCAUAUACGUGUUUUGAUAUCAGAUACAUCCCGACCAUUACCUGGAUUCGCACAAAAUCUGUUCAUAUACAUUAGUAUUCUUAAAAAUUCUUCUUCUACCAACUUUAAAGAGAAUUGGUUUGCUAUUUUGUGUGUAAUCGUGCUAAACAGGCAACAAAAAUGCUCUACUGCUUUCACAUACGACAUAAACACAGAGUAUUGUGGUUCAUUAUUUAGAAGUUCUUUAUGUGCAGUCUGUUCUAGUAACAAAUCUACACUUUGUAUAUUUGCUUAGUGUAUUUGCAGUAUCUUAAAUGGUGUGUUUCUGCUCUGACUGAUGCUGAAUGAUGACUCAUUCAUUCAGCGAGAGAUCAAGCUGUCACUGCCAUUGAAUGCAUCAGCAGAGUUGGUCUUCAAAUCCACGCUACACACACACACAUCCACCUCUCAGCUAAAGAUAUUAAUCUGACCUUGGUUUGUCCUCUGGAGCUUCAGCAGCCCUCCCAGAUAUUGACUACACUCAUGAAUGCACUGAAACCCAGCUCUUUGAACAUCACAGGUAUUGAGGAUUCCCCUGUCACAGAAAGAGGCCUAUUGAUUGUGCAGGCCUUAAAUAGGAGUCGCACUCCAUCCUUACUAGCAAGUAAUGGAAGGAGUUUGGUCUCCAUGUGAUGGAGGAAAAAACAAGGAAAUACUCUGUUAGUAAAUGGUGUGUAAUUAUUUAGUACUUUCUAGUGUUGAUGACCACUCAAAGCACAUUACAGUACAGGUUAUUGUCAUUCCAUUCACACACUCAUUCAUAUAGUGCAUCUAUGGGCAGCAGUUUUUUCUAUUAGGGGCAAUUUUGGGGUUCAGUAUCUUGCCCAAAGACACUUUGGAAAAGACUGGGAUUGAACUGCCGACCUUAUGGUUAGAGGACAACCAGUCUACCCCCCAGGUCUGUUAAAUAGCAUUUGACAUUAUAGGUUAAUUCAUGUGAAAACAGGUCUUUUCUGUACAAAGACAUAAUUGUUUUUGUAGUAACACAUUUUAAUACAAUCUUUUAUUUCCCUCAGUGGUGAUCCGUGCAUUGGAUGCAGGCUUAUUACUCCUUACUGCUCAUGACAUCCUGCACCUCAUCUAUGUACAUUUACUACUUUUUUAUCUUCAGACAAUUUUAAAGAUGUACUGUACAGUAUAUUGCAGAAAUGAAUCACAGGAAGUAUAAAAAAGAGGUGAUGACCUUUCUAACUAUGGACAUUGAGCUUCUAAAGUGGAAAUGAAAAAGAAAAUACUCUGUUAGGAUAGAUAACAUCUGAUAUUAUAGGUUAUUUAGUGUGAAAACCAAUAUUUUUUGUGCAAAGGCGUAUUUGUUUUUGUAUUUACACAUUUUAAUACCGUCAUUUUAAUACAAUCUUUUAUUUUCAUAUAUUCACUUGUAAAAACAUGUAUUAUUAUGUGAUUCUAAGCAUUCCUCAUUCUCAUACGAAUUACAACACAAGAAGUGUGACCAAAAAGUUUCAGAUAAUUGUCACAAAAAAGUAUUUCUGAAAGCCUUUUAAACCAGCUUCGUGCUUUUCAAUAAACCUAGAGUGGCCACUCAUUCUGACUAAAUAGCGUGCGGGUAUCAAGCAGUAAAUCAGUUCCUUGAGGAACCGGCACAACUUGAUAUCUAAAAGUGGCUGGCACUUCUUCUGUGAUUCAUGUCUUGGUAAUUCACGAUUUGUCCCCUGUCCUCUUAUUGCCACUUUGCCUCAGGUUAUGAGCUGCACCAGCUCAAUGGUUCAUUACCCUCUUACGCUAUGAAAUUUAAUUCUACAAGAGAUGGAUGACUGACCUUAGUACCUACAUAGUUCUAUUCCUUUAUUUAAAAAGUAGGUUUUUAAAAUGGGGCAUGCCUUUCUGGGGUUACCUGAAUUACAUAGUAUGUUAAAUGUCUAGUGGUGAUAAAUGUUAAAAAGUGAUGCAUGGUUCUCUAAGGCCUCGCCAGACGUGCGCCAAACAAAUCCCCUUCGCUGAAACUUAUUUUUAAUGAUCAUCUUUUUCAUAGCAAUCAGCCAUGUAAAAUGCUAAGGUGUUCAAAGAAUAUCAUUGUGUGCCUGUGUGCAAGAAACAGCUGAACCCAAGUGCUCAGCCAUGUGGUGUUAUCACUUGAAAAAAUCAACUAUAUUCUGUGUCUUAAUGGGAACUCAUCAUUCUGUGCCGCUGUGGUGCAAACAACAAUGAGCGAAAGCACUGGAGACAGUAAGACCACGAUCUGUGUGGUCUUCUUCCACUGCGGAUUUACAAAAAAAAACCUUGAAGAAUCCACCAAGCUGCUUAUUUUCCCUUAUCAAUACUUGCACCAUUGUCAGACCAAAUUAACAAGUUGAAGGUUUUACAUCACAAUGAUGUAAUUUUUUCCCAUACCAUCUCUCUCUCUCUCUCUCUCUCCCUUUCUUUCUCUUUCUCUUUCUAUCUCUCACCUAUCCACUGUAAAUCAGAACAAGGUUUACAGCCCGUGGCCCCAACAUGCAGUGUACCUACGGGUGAGAAUUAAGCAGCACCGUGCAUCAUGAAUAAAUAUAUGAUUUUGUCAAAAGGAAUAAAGGGAUUUAUUGCAUGCUUACUUUUACUGUUAAGCUGUGCUGUGCCAGUCAUUCCUUUAGAUUGUAUGAUAUGCUAAUAUGCAAACCUGCAUUUGCACAAACAUCUGUUCUUGUAGUUUAUGCUCUCUGUC
Molecule: messenger RNA, 5937 nt
Organism: Paralichthys olivaceus (Japanese flounder)
Lineage: Eukaryota; Metazoa; Chordata; Actinopteri; Pleuronectiformes; Paralichthyidae
Source: RefSeq, a predicted model, not a curated record